UGUGUCAAUUCGCAACACUGGGCAGACAAAAAAGAAAGAGAAAGUGCGAGGGAAAAUUGAAUGGUUUAGAAUGUCACGCUGCACAAGUUGGCCAUUGUCCAGUGAGUUUAGGCGUCUCUAUAGUUGUCUUAUCGUUGAACGCAAUGUACGAGCCGGUUGUUCCCGAGCACGCAAGCAUUCCGCUCAACGUGCCUCUUUCCGUCAGUAUGGUGAACUUCGAAAGCCCGACCAGGUUCUGGUUGCGGCUUGCCUGCAGCAAGGCUCCUUUCGUAAAGCACUUCGUGCGGGGCUGCGAGAGACACCUGUACAGCGCUGAGAUAGGGCAGUACUGCGUUGCCGACACAAGGCAUACGGUCGUCGAUCUUGCCCGCGCCUUCGUUACCGACGUGUUCCGAAAUACGGCGGGAGUGCACGUCUCGGCCGAAGUGCAGUGCGUCGACCACGGCCUGACGCUCGUCCUGGGUCUCGACAGGCUCUUCCCGCUCUCUGUCGAAGACGCAAGGACACCGUGUGUCGCCAUCCUGUGCCGCCUUCACCGUGUAGCGACGUGCACUCGACAACCGCCACAAUGGCGCCUGCCAGCAAACACCGAGUUGGAGGCCGUCUUCGUCGGGGUCUCGGACGCAGGUGUGUACCAGACGAGGCUGUUUGCUCUACGCGAAGAUAGCGACGGCACGCUGGCGAAAGUUGACGUGGCCGCCGACUUCAUUUGUGCGGCCGAGGCAACGGAGAUAGAAUACCUUCGACCGAAAUCGAAUUUUGAUACACUAGUGGCCCAGGCGUAGUAUUUAUAUAAUUUGCAGUCUGUGGCCCUUAGAUGUAUGUACGUAUAUUUCCACGAAAGGGCGCACGAGGGACGGAUCUAGGUUAUCCUCCAGGUAGUCUUCAAAGCAUGCAGAGGCGUUGGGAGGGGCUGGGCCAGAACCACCUAGUUCUGCUAGGGCAGAGUGGGGUGACGUCAGAGGAUAGGUGCGGGCGAGUGCGGAGGCCUUUAGUCUAGGUGGUUCUGUCCGGGCACACUGCAUGCUUAAUAAUGUCAUCCGGCACGAUCCGCCAGUGAGUCGGAAAAUGUCAAAUACCGUGCUUGACUUUUUCCUCAAUUUUCGAAGUUGUAAUUUCGUAGUUGUAAUUUCGUUCUGUAAUCCCACAUACUGUAUUGCGCAUAUGUUGUGAUGUGGCUUUCUAGUUCCUAGAAGAGGUGGGACUGGUCAGUCUGCUGUUACACAGCCUUAUUCCCACCAUCCACGCCACGUAUGUAAGUUAAUGUAUUUUCGUGGUGUAAUACUCUACGCCGGUGUAAGGCUACUAGCUAUGUUAUAAUACAAAAUAAAAAAAAAUUUUUUUUUUAGUUGGAACAAAAUGUGGUAGUCAAUCACUAUGAUAGUGGCUAAUGGUAGGCACAUUUUAAACGGAAUCGAACUGGUCUAAAUGUUUCGAAAACAUUAACAUUCCAUUUAUGAAUGUGACAAAUCCUAGAAGCCACUGAAAACGUUGUUGGAAAGGCUGUUCGUAUAUUUCAGCAUGCUGGCUGACCUCUCGGCCUUGCUUCAAAUCCUCUGUUGCCUUAUGUAAGACAAGAUUAGUUAAGUGCCUUUGCAUAUUCAGAAAGACAUGCGAACACUGAUGAUUACGCGGCCAAUGUAAUGUGCAAUAUGGGUGUUAUAAGAGAGAGACAUUAGCCAUUUUGUGGAAUGAGCGUGGGCAUCCUGUGUAAUUCUGAAUAUGGAAAUGGCAACAACCACAUAGUAUAUGAUGUGUUAUAUGAAUAGCUGUCCACGGAGCAAGAAAUAUUUAGGAGUGGAAACUCCGCUGUUUGCGGCGACCAGAAAAGGUCACAAGCCCGCGGAUAUAUUUUCAUGCUGCCGGCACCUGGCGGCAAUGGAAGAAAUUACCGCCGUUUCGGUUGCCAGGGCAACCGGUCGAGCGUGUUGCUCCCGUUCGGCCGCGCGCGCCUGACUUCUACUGAGGGCACUCUCGCGCGCUUCUUUACCGCUUGUAGCCCGAAAAGCAACUGCUGCUACGCUUCAGCCAUUUGAGCACAGUAAAAAAUAAAACGCGUUUUCCAUGACAGCUAUAAGAUGAUACGUAGCUUCUGGUUGUAGCCAGGGCUAUCUUGCUCCGUGGCGGGCGGUUUUCGGCUUUUUGCGCUUUCGAA
Dermacentor andersoni is the source of this 2155-nucleotide messenger RNA. The record is from RefSeq and is a predicted model, not a curated record. Lineage: Eukaryota; Metazoa; Arthropoda; Arachnida; Ixodida; Ixodidae.